Messenger RNA from Exophiala xenobiotica, 2085 nucleotides. RefSeq lists its product as uncharacterized. The transcript is spliced from 10 exons. The record is from RefSeq and is a predicted model, not a curated record. The coding region runs from base 1 to 2085 and encodes 694 amino acids. Lineage: Eukaryota; Fungi; Ascomycota; Eurotiomycetes; Chaetothyriales; Herpotrichiellaceae.
AUGCGUAGUCGAGGUCUUGGCUUCAAUCUCAAGACUUACGUCGAUUCUGUCAUGGCCAACGACAACACCGCCAACUUGAAUGCUCAGACCCCACGGUCCAGUAAAUUUCUCCAAUGGAUGGAAGACGAUGUGCCCAUCAUAGACUCCAAAGAGAGCUUUUCAGAUAUCACCUUCAAAGUCUUCACUUACAUCGCCAAAGCCGUCGACGCUGCCUAUACCUACGAACAACUCCGCACGUCAGUUGCUGGCCAAACGCUGAAACCUCUGAUUGCCAAUCUGAGUGAGGACUGCCAUCAUCCAGCAAUUGUUGCUGCGCUUCUAGCGGCGAGAUAUCUCUUCACCAACGAUGCCGAAGAUGCAGACAGCGCCCUUAACGAAAGUCGAGCGCUUGCUUGUGAGCUGGUCGCGUGGCAGUUCUUGACCUUCUUGUCGGAGAAAGAACUGAUUGAUUACCUUCUCUACGAGCUUCCUGAGUAUUCCGAAGAGCCUCGUCCAGACGAUAGCGGGCCUGGCAGCCAUGAUGAUAGCACAUCCGACGAGACUUCCCCUCUCAUUCGCGCGACUUCCAGCGAAUACGGCGGCCUUCGCCCACCGAAACGUGUCUCGGUCGACAACCCGGUGGGCACAUCGGUCAGUUUCCCAGGUGAUGCAGAUGGCUCUGCGCGCUUGAACCUUGAUCAAUCAAUGGCUGGAAUGAACGCCUUGGAGAUUGCUGCCAUUGGCGAUGCAAAGAAGUUUCUUUCUCAAAAGCCCGUUCAGAAGAUUGUCGAAGACAUUUGGAAUGGCGACGUUAUCUUCUGGGAGUCUCUCUCAGUCCAUGCGGUCAAGAAGCCUCGCGCGUACAACAAGCGUGUCGCCGACCCUUUCACGCGAUUGCGGGUGCCGAAAUACCAGAAGGCCUUCCAAGUUGCAUUCUUCAUUUCCUUCCUGAUCCUCUACUAUGCCGUCCUUGUCGAAAGGGACCCUCUGCACAUCACCGCAACGGAAGCGGUGCUGUAUGUCUGGAUUGCAGCCUUUGCUUAUGACGAAUUUGGUGAGAUCAAAGACGCUGGUUUGAUGUUCUACCAGACGGACUUCUGGUCAUUGUGGGAUAUCGCAAUCAUUGGCGUCUCUGCAGCUUUCGUCAUCAUGAGGAUCAUUGGCUUGGUGAAGAAUAGUGAUUAUAUCAUUGAUGUGGCUUUCGACAUCCUGUCAAUGGUGGCCUUGUUCCUGGUCCCAAGGAUCUUUUCCGUCAUGAGUCUCAAUCCUUAUUUUGGCAGCCUGAUACCCGUACUGAAAGAAAUGACCAAAGCAUUUUGCAAAUUUCUCCCUGUCAUCAUUGUUCUUUACCUAGGGUUCUUGACCACCUUCACGAUGCUCGCUCGAGACCGCAUGACACUCAAUGAAAUGUCUUGGCUUCUGAUCAAAGUCUUCUUUGGAUCGAGCUACCUUGGAUUUGACAUGGCUGUCAAGAUAUCCCCAUUGUUCGGCUAUACGUUAAUGCUGAUUUUCGUGUGCUUGACCAACAUCUUGCUCAUUACAUCUCUUGUCUCAUUGGUGUCGAAUUCGUUGACAGAGGUCAUGGCACAUGCAAGAGAGGAAUACCUCUUCCAGUAUUCAAUCUACGUUCUCGAGAGCAGUACCUCCCGGCGACUGACCUACUUUCUGCCGCCACUCAAUUUAUUCCCAUUGAUCCUGCUGCGACCCCUCCGACUUGUCCUCCCAUCAGAAGAUGUCCGCCGAAUACGGAUUGCAAUGCUCAAAGCCACCCAUGUUCCAUUCCUUGCCAUUAUUUGGGCCUACGAGAAGUCAAGACGUAUAGUCUCUCGUUCCCAUCCAACAAUGAGCAAAGCUCCGCAUUUAACUAGUCGUCCCCUCAGUGCAGGUCACUUCAGUCUUGGUGGCGGCCCAGACUUCGUCAAGUCACCAAUGAACCGACGCACCCUUCACGAACCGUCUCCAACGACCACUCCAGACAUGACCGGCUCCACUAUGAAAUCCGCCUCGGGCAGUGCCGAUAAUGCAGACUUGAUGGCUCUUGUCCAAAAGCUGAGUGCUCAAGUUGAUGGAUUGACUGCUAUGGUGGCCGGUCAACAAAAAGAUUGA